Messenger RNA from Cucurbita maxima (winter squash), 2282 nucleotides. RefSeq lists its product as uncharacterized. The record is from RefSeq and is a predicted model, not a curated record. The coding region runs from base 200 to 1690 and encodes 496 amino acids. The transcript has 10 exons. Lineage: Eukaryota; Viridiplantae; Streptophyta; Magnoliopsida; Cucurbitales; Cucurbitaceae.
UUCAAAAGCGUACGGAGGCCCAGGCCCAAACACUCACGAACUCCCUCCGCUUGGGCGAAGCGCGGCUGCUUGGCGCGGACGCCAUCGGAGCUCUCGAAGACGCCCACAUGACAAACCACGGAAGAUGAAAUUUCAAAGAAAUUCAAAUCCAUAGACUGCCACAGUCUAUUCGCAAGUUCAGCCAAUUCCCCUAGCGAUUAUGGCCGCUCCAUCCUCCGUUUCCAUGACCCUUAUUCUUUUUGUUUACUUCUCGUUUCUCCUUCUCGGCCAUGCCGCUCAUGACUCCGCCUUCAAGAGUAUUGACCUCGGGCACCCAGCUGAAGAUGUCUUUCCAUCUUCACUUUCUGGAGCCAGUGAUAUGCAAUGUGAUCGUGUUUGGAUUUCUGGUCUGUCAAGAUUAAAACUUGGAAGUUUUGCCAGUGCUUUUCGAGUCACUGCAGUUCCAUCUGUUGUUAUUCCUGAAAGACAACAUGCAAAAAUUCAGGUUUGUUUUCACUGGAACAAUUCACUUGGAUUGUGUCAGUGUGGAGAUGAUGAGUGGAAAACUUUUCAAAAGGGAUUAUGGAGCUCUACCAUGUCUCCGUAUGAAAUCAGAUAUGUUGACGUUAAAGUUCUUAAUGUCUCACCUCUAAGUGGUCCUGUCACAAUUGCGAUUGAAGAAGAGUUUCAACAGUGGCGUCUUCUGUGUCUAGCAUUGGGAUUUAUGUUGCUUCUUCUUGCUCCUGUUAUCAGCAGCUGGGUUCCUUUUUACUACAGUAGUUCGAUGGCCAUUGGAAUCUUCCUUGUUGUCUUGAUUAUUCUUUUUCAGGGAAUGAAGUUGUUGCCAACUGGAAGGAAGAAUGUCUUUUAUCUAGCUGUAUAUGGAUCGGUGCUUGGAGCAGGAUCCUAUCUUGCUCACCACUUUGCAAUGUUUGUAAAUUCGAUUCUUCUCAGUUUCGGACUGAAAGAAGAGAUGCAUAAUCCAGUUGCCAUCUUUUUACUUCUGGGGAUUGUUCUUUCUGGAGCUGCAUUGGGGUACUGGAUCGUCAGGAAGUUUGUGAUCUCAGAGGAUGGAGAUGUUGAUGGUGGUGUGGCCCAGUUUGUAAAAUGGGCAAUGCGGAUUAUUGGAGCCACAUCUAUCUUUCAGAGUUCUCCUGAUGCUCCUUUAGCACUUGGCGCCUUUGUUUGUUGUUGGGCGGCCUGCUAUCUUAUCUCAUCUCUGAAGCAGAGUUAUACAAUGAAUCGAUCAUAUUCUGAAUCUGGCGGCCCUUGGCAAAGGCAGAAUAAUCAAAUUAUUGGAAACCGGACUCGUCCUGAAUUCCUCAGCCGAUCAAGCCCUCAAGACAGGAGAUGGAGAGUUUCUGAUAGCCACAGACCAGGAUGGUCGAAUUCACCUGUUCAUGCAGGUUUAAUUUCACCAUCCUCUGGAAUGCAAAAUCAGGACUACUACUCAUCGUUCCACAAGACCCGCAAUCGAAAGAAGUUCACGAAGAAAGCGUGGGACGAUUUCACUAGAGAUUCAACCCGACACGCGUUGGCAGAGUGGGCAUCGUCCCCUGAAUUCACGGAUUGGAUCAUGGAGCACGCGGAUAGAAUUCAACUGCUCCCAAGUGAGAGUUCAGAUGAAACUGUUGACAGUGAAUCUCAUUCAACCAACGAGAAUGUUGUUGGUAGUGGCAGUAGGUUCAGCUUUCUAAACUGGUAUGACUAGGUAUCUGUAUCUGUAUCUGCUAACAUAGAUAAAGGAUAGGAUCUAGAUUAGGUUCUUUCGAAAUUUGAUUCGUUGGUUGAACUGGGCGAAUUUUCCGAACCCAAGUCUAACAGCUAGAGGUGUCUCAUAGAUGAGAAGUCGACUUAAUCCGACGCUCCAUCAGUAUGUGACUUGUAGCGUGUCUUGUCGAACAAUUUAUUUGUCUCGAGUUCUUUGAAUUGGACAUGACAUGCAAUUGAGUCGAUCCAAGAUGCAACCACAACUGAACGUGUUAUAUGAUUCGGGAUGAUCCAUGAUUCAGCGCAGUCUACAACUCUGGCUCGACGUGGGAAGGAGGCUCAUUCGACACCUCAACAUAACUGAUGAUAUUACAUUUUUUAGGCAUGGAGGUUGAAGUUACAUACAUUCCAAGUUGAGUUUCGUUACUGUCUGAAUAUAUGGCGACGGAUGAUGUGUCUCCUCUGAUGCCUUUAGGAUAGCUGUCAUUUUCAAGAUAUUCACAUUGUUAUCUUUGUUCCCUUUUAAUAUCUAUUGUUUAUAAUCUCAAGCAGAUUGUUUUGUUGAGACAUUUGAAAUUUUUAUGGGAAUGUAA